AAAAGCCACAAAUAGGUUAAAGAAUGGGUGGAGAGAAGAAGAAGAAGAAGAGGGACACCACCGUGAUGGAGACGGUGGUGGUGGAGGAAGAGCCGCUCAGCCCAUGCUCACGGCUGUUCAAUUCGCCGGAUUUUAACUGUGCCAUAAUUGUCACUAUGGGAUGUAGAGUCAAAGCAAACCCACCUGCCAUUGUCGACGGCCUUAAACACACCCUUGUUAACCACCCUCGCUUCUCAAGCAUUUUAGAGAUGAACAAUGGGAAGAAAGGGAAACCGUGUUGGGUUCGAACAAAAGUUAGAGUAGAAGAUCAUGUGAUUGUGCCAGAUAUAGAUCCCAAAAUUGAAAAUCCUGAUAAGUAUCUUGAAGACUAUAUCUCUAAGUUAACAACUAUUCCUAUGGAUUUGUCUAAACCAUUAUGGGAAAUGCACAUACUAAACCUCAAAACAUCCAACGCUGAAUCAAUAGCCAUUCUCAAGAUCCAUCAUUCUUUGGGUGAUGGAAUGUCUCUCAUGUCUCUUUUCCUAGCUUGCACCCGCAAAACAUCAAACCCCGAGGCUUUGCCUACUGUUGCGGUUCAGAAAAAACGCCUUGUACCGAGCUGCAACAGCGGGUUUUUCAACAAGAUUUGGUGGUUAUUUGUAGUGCUCUGGUUCAUCCUAAGGUUGCUAUUCAACACUUUUGUUGAUAUCUUAAUGUUUGCUCUUACGAUAUUAUUCGUGAGGGAUACAGAGACUCCUCUCUUGGCCAAACCUGGAAGUGAACUUAUCCCUAAGCGGUUCGUCCACCGGAUUAUCAGCUUUGACGAUGUGAAGCUGGUGAAAAACGCAUUGAAAAUGACUGUAAACGAUGUUCUUCUUGGAGUAACGGAAGCUGGACUUACGCGGUACCUGAGCCGUAGAUAUGAUCAAGAAGCAACACCAAAAUCGAAAGAGUCGAUGAGGAAAAUCCGACUUCGAUCAGCUAUUAUGAUUAACUUGAGACCAAACGCAGGAAUUGAGGCUCUAGCGGAUAUGAUGGCGAAGAAAUCGAAAUGCAGAUGGGGAAAUCUAUUCGGCUACAUUCUACUACCGUUCUCUGUUGGGCAAGAGACCGAUCCUCUAGAAUACGUGCGCCGAGCUAAAGCCACCGUAGACCGCAAGAAACACUCUCUCGAAGCCGUAUUCUCCAUGGCAUUCUUUAAAGUUAUAUUAAAAGUUUUUGGACUCAAGGCAAGUGUAGUUCUUGUAAGGAAAGUGAUCCAUAGCACAACGUUGUCAUUUUCAAAUGUGGUCGGUCCAAAGGAAGAGAUUACCUUCCAUGGUCAUCCACUAUCUUAUAUCGCCCCUUGUGUUUUUGGCCACCCACAUGCUCUUACUCUACAUUUCCAGAGCUAUGCGAACAAGGUCAUAAUAUCGGUAACUGCGGAUCCAACGAUCAUUCCUGACCCUCACAAGAUGUGUGACGAUUUGGUGGAGUCUCUCAAAAUCAUUAAAUCCGCUGUCCUAGAAAGAGGGCUAUAUGAGAUCGAGGUCUAGUUUAUAAAAGCUCUUUUGUUGUGUGUCACACUAUGGACUCUAAAUUAAUAGUUUAAUACCUUACGAUUUUAUUAUAAU
Molecule: messenger RNA, 1592 nt
Organism: Capsella rubella
Lineage: Eukaryota; Viridiplantae; Streptophyta; Magnoliopsida; Brassicales; Brassicaceae
Product: O-acyltransferase WSD1
Exons: 7
Coding region: 24-1514 (496 amino acids)
Biological process (GO): triglyceride biosynthetic process
Cellular component (GO): plasma membrane
Molecular function (GO): diacylglycerol O-acyltransferase activity; long-chain-alcohol O-fatty-acyltransferase activity
Source: RefSeq, a predicted model, not a curated record